Molecule: messenger RNA, 2151 nt
Organism: Micropterus salmoides (largemouth bass)
Lineage: Eukaryota; Metazoa; Chordata; Actinopteri; Centrarchiformes; Centrarchidae
Product: polyserase-2-like
Exons: 10
Coding region: 71-1798 (575 amino acids)
Biological process (GO): proteolysis
Molecular function (GO): serine-type endopeptidase activity
Source: RefSeq, a predicted model, not a curated record
AAAGAGACAGAGGGAGGGGUGAAGAAGGUUAUUUAUGCCGUUGCAGAUCUAAUGGUAUGUACUUUCAGUUAUGGCUUUGUACAAAGUGAUCUGUGCGGCGACUCUGCUGACUCUCCUGACACAAGAGUCUCACUCACAACUAGAUGUGUGUGGUCGGCCUCCGCUCAACACCAAGAUUGUUGGAGGACAGGAGGCCUCUGCAGGCAGCUGGCCCUGGCUGGUCGAUCUGCGAUUCUCUGAGGUCCACUUAUGUGGAGGAUCCCUCAUUAACAAUCAAUGGGUGCUGACUUCCGCUCAGUGCUGCUCAAGCGAAGGUGUAGGCCCAGACAAUCUGACUGUGGUUCUGGGUCUCCAGAAUCAACAGGGAUCAGGCUCCAGCCAAGUGUCUCAGACAGUUACACAGAUCAUUGUUAAUCCCAACCAUAUCUCUGGAAGUUUUGACAAUGACAUCUGUCUCGUGAAGCUCUCCUCACCGGUAAAUUUCACGAACUACAUCCAGCCCGUCUGCCUGGCAGCGCAAGGCAGCACCUUCUACAACGGAACCGACUCCUGGCUUAGCGGCUGGGGCGACACUGCAACUAAUGUGUCCUCAAAUUCCCCAGGAAACCUAACAGAGUUGGAGCUGUUGAUUCUGGGGAACAGACAGUGUAAUUGUAGCUUUGGAAGGGGCUUACUCACAAGCAACAUGAUUUGCGCCGGGUUAAAUGCUGGAGGGCAGGUCUCCUGUCAGGGGGAUUUAGGAGGUCCAUUGGUGAGCAAGCAGGGCGGUCGCUGGAUCCAGGAGGGAAUUGUGACUCUGGGAAAUGACUGUACUGGGCCUAAUUUCCCAGCAUUGUUCGCCAGAGUUUCCCAGUAUCAGUCCUGGAUCAACAGCCAGAUCACCAGCAACCAGCCAGGCUUCCUCACCUUCAUGUCCAAUGGGACUGACAGUGACCUCAGCUUCACCUGUCCUGUUCCGCCACCAACAACCACAGCCCCACCUGUGGUCUGUGGCCAAGCCCCACUGAAUUCACGUAUUUUGGGAGGAAGCUCUGUGGCGACAGCUGGUGUUUGGCCAUCGAUGGCGAGCCUACGAAACAAUGGAAGUCAUGUGUGCGGCGGGACUCUGGUGGCUUUAGACUUUGUGUUGAGCGACGCCAACUGCUUCUCAAGUUCACCCAUAGCGUCUGAAUGGACUGUCGUUUUGGGUCGUUUGAAUCAGAAUGGAUCCAACCCCUUUGAGGUGACACUGAAAGUGACAAAUAUCACUCUGAGCAACUUCACUGGGUCUAAUGUAGCAGUGCUGCGUCUGGCAACCAGACCCACCCUGUCCAACCACAUCCAGCCCAUCUGCCUGGACAACGGACAAACCUUCACUGUGGGCUCGACGUGCUGGGCUGCUGGCUGGAGCGCCGGGCAAGGAGGGGUUCUGCAGGAGGUCCAGACCUCGGUGGUAAACUGUGGAAACGCGUCAACAAGUGACAGCAUUUGUACGAGCUCUUUCACUCUAGCGCAGGGUGAUGCUGGCGGUCCAAUGAUGUGUAAGCUGGGCGGCUCUUGGUUCCAGGCAGCAGUGUUGUCAGUUCAAAACAACAGCACCAGUCAAACACGAGCAGAUCCAGUGAUGGUCUUCACCAAACUCAGCCGCUUUCAGACCUUCCUGGCUCAGAUAUUGGGGACGUUCUUAUCUCCAGCCUCCACCAGCAGCAGCACAGCUGCUACCACUACACCUACUACCAGCGGGGGCGCUCCUGCUCACUCACCCAUCUUCUUCUUCCAUCUCCUCAUCUUCUCUGUGUGUCUCCACGUCUUCUCAUAGAUGCAACAAGCACAGAUGAAUGUAAACAAGCUUGAAUUUAUCAGUGGAGGCAUAAAGCUGCAUUAAUUAAUCUAUGACUUGAUUCUGCCUCUGACGGCUAGAGAUCAAAGAAGAACUUCUUGAUGCCAACUGCUUUCCGUCUAAAAUGAAGGGUGUAAAAUGAAUAAAAAUUGAUUGUUUAAGCAGCACUGACCAAAUGUAUGUACAUGUUUCCAGCAGUUUUCCAGCAGUUCAUGGUUUUGAAGCUGUAUAGACCAAAAGGACAUAUGUACCUGUUUAAUUUUUUUUCAUUUAAUACAAUAUGUGAAAUAAUAAAAUACAAUAUGUGAAAUAAUAAAAUAUGUGAAAUCUAA